Molecule: messenger RNA, 2504 nt
Organism: Drosophila grimshawi
Lineage: Eukaryota; Metazoa; Arthropoda; Insecta; Diptera; Drosophilidae
Product: solute carrier family 35 member C2
Exons: 3
Coding region: 372-1799 (475 amino acids)
Biological process (GO): UDP-glucose transmembrane transport
Cellular component (GO): Golgi apparatus; endoplasmic reticulum-Golgi intermediate compartment; cis-Golgi network
Molecular function (GO): antiporter activity
Source: RefSeq, a predicted model, not a curated record
CAAAUACUGUAUAAACAGUUGUCAGCAAAAAGAGUGGCCAACAGGCCAUAAUGAAAAAGUAAAAUCAGCCACGCUCGCUUGCUGCUGACUCAGGCAAAAGCCAAAGCAAUCCAUUAGUCUGCCUCUCUGCGUUUGUGUGCAGAUAACCAAAUAACACAAAGAGCAAAAGCCGCAACAACAACAAACAGCGCAAUACUCAAAUUGGGGGAGAGCUUAUGGCAUAUGGUACGACGACAACAAACACCACCAAAGUCGUAGAUAAAAUAUUCUACAAACGGCCGGGUCGUGUACAUGUAGCAUUUACAUUCCCAUAAUUAUUUCCGGUGCCCCCCCAUACACCGGGCGUAUAUGUUGAGUGUGAGUUGCAGAUAAUGGUUGCACCAAAAUAUCAGCGUCUCAGCAACGGCGACGUUGGCAGCGGGAAUGAUGGCGAUAGCAACAUUGACGAGUUAGAGCUGAGCCAACACUUGUCGCACCAAAAUGCCACUAGCACCGCCAGUCAAGAGCAUCGCCAGUCGUCGUCGCAAGCGAACUUCAAAUACCCAACGGACUCUGCAUCCACACAGCAGCAGCAACAGCAGCCGCCACACGUGGGUAUGACGAGGCAAGCGGAUGCAAGAUUUAAGCAAAUGGCCAUGUGUUCACUGGUCAUUGUGCUAAUCUAUCUGGUGCUGUCCAUUGCGCUCACUUUCUAUCAGACGGACAUCAUUCGGGAUUACAGGUAUCCACUGUCGAUUGUCGUCUAUCAUCUGGUCUGGAAGUUUAUGCUUGCUGCCCUCGUGCGGAACAUCUUUAGGAUGCGCUGGGGCAAGGCUCGCGUCCAGCUUGAGUGGAGGGUGGCAUUGCGUAAAUUGGCGCCAGCUGGCAUUAGCAGCGGCAUUGAUAUCGGUUUCUCCAAUUGGGGCCUCGCCUUGGUGCCCAUUUCAUUGUACACAAUGACAAAAUCAUCGACCAUUGUCUUUAUACUACUAUUCGCCUUCAUUCUGGGACUGGAGCGAAAGAGCUGGUCACUGGUUCUUAUUGUGGGUUUGAUUGUAUUGGGGCUGUUCAUGUUCACAUACAAGUCGACACAGUUUAAAUCGCUCGGAUUCAUCUUUAUACUGUUUGCCUCGCUAUGCAGCGGAUUGCGCUGGAGUUUUGCCCAGUUGAUUAUGCAGAAAUACAAGCUGGGUCUCGACAAUCCCAUUGAUAUGAUCUAUCACAUGCAGCCCUGGAUGAUUACAGCCCUCCUACCACUAGUGUAUUUCAAUGAAGGUUCCAAACUGUACACAUUGAUGGGAAGUCUGAAUAGUUUCCCCAUCGAUCAUAUCGCUUGGGUUAUAGCCCGCAUUACACUGGGCGCAUAUAUUGCCUUCUUAAUGGAGGUCAGCGAAUUUAUGGUGUUGUGCAAGACGUCCAGCUUAACGCUGUCCAUAGCGGGCAUUUUUAAAGACAUUUGCCAGGUGGCGCUAGCGGUGGAACUCAAAGGCGACCAGCUCUCAUCUAUCAAUGUGGUCGGGCUGGCAGUGUGCCUGGUCGGCAUUGGCUUCCACUUGGUGCACAAAUACUCGAGCAUGGAGAAGAUGAGCAAGCAACAGUUGGCAACGCAAAUGGAGGGCGGUGGCGAGGACAUGGACACCGAGUAUGACUUCAAUAACAAGACCAAUGCUGGCAAUUCAACUGGCUCGCAUGCCACGCUCACUGUGCCGCUACUAGAACAGACCGACUCGGAGGACGAAUUGUCCAAUGGUAACACAAGCAAAGAGAACGCUUCGGAUGUCAUUUUCGAUGUGCUCAAGCGACGCGACAUGCAGCGAUGAAGUUUGGACAUGUUUAGUUUCAUGCACGAAUUUGAUUUAAUUUAUGUUUAUCCUGGGGAACAGCCGGACAAUUGUGAUCAGGAUCGACUGUUUGACCCUCUUGUAAAUGUUGUAAAUUCUGAAGCAUUCAGCAUUCCACUUCAUUCUUGCUCUAUACGCAUAUGUAAAUUAAUCAACAAGUCAGUUAGCUUUUGGCAUUGGAUUGCAUUUAAAUGCCCUUGUAGUUCAUAUAAUUUUGUACAUAUGUAAAUCAGACUUAUCUUACCAUAAUCGAUUUGUCCGUUUGCCUUUGCCUUUGCCGAAAGUUGCAUUAACGUAAUUUGAUAUACAUUUCUGAUUCCGUAUCUAAACUAAACUAAACCCCCAAAUCCGUUGCCAUAAGAACAAAAGUUUGAAAUAAUAAUUGAAUUAUCUACAAGGGUAUUCCCAGUUCGGUGUGCCGGAUAUUUUUUAAAAAAAUUAUAAUUGCUUUUUGAGUUACCACAUUCCCCAGUCAUUUUUUUGUAUCCUAUUCUCGACUUAGAAAAACGAUGAAGCAGCUUAUAGGUUUAGGUGUUAUUAAAUUUGUUUAUUGGACAAUUGUGCAUAUUUUUUGAAUAGACGAUCUUAUAAGUUCCAGCGAAAACUGGCUCAACUACUACAGCUAUAACAAAUACGAUAACUAUAACUAUAAAUGUAUGUCAAUAAAAGAGUAACAACUAUAAA